Fraxinus pennsylvanica is the source of this 1155-nucleotide messenger RNA. The record is from the annotation of a GenBank genome assembly. Lineage: Eukaryota; Viridiplantae; Streptophyta; Magnoliopsida; Lamiales; Oleaceae.
AUGGCAGCUAUAUUCCUUAGAAGAGUCACCACCUUGAAGGCAAUAGCGAUUUGUCAUUCUUUUUCACGGAAAUGUAUUUCAUUUUCUUCGUCAAGAACCCCGACAUUUCUUGGCAAUGAUAAGGGGGAGACUGUUACCAAUUACAAUAAUGGGCUUUAUCUUUCACCGUUGUUCUCGGAUAAAAAGAAUGAAGUCUGUGCAAAAGACUGCAGAAUUGAACUCGUGGAUGAUGAGACAUGGCAAUUGUCCUCUGGUAUAGCUGAUGUGUGGAGAGGGAAUGAAGAGAGGAAAGCGUUGGAAAAAAAGCCUUUUUCUGAUGAUCAAUUUGAUGACUAUAAUGGGGUUGUCAAGUUUGUGACUUUAAAUAAGGGGAGCCCUGAUUUUGAUGAGAUUGAGGAUAUGAGAAUUCGUGGGUCUUUGUUUUACAAGCUUGACAAGGAUUCCAAAGAGUAUGAUGAAUCUAAAUUUGAUUUCCACGGGAGGAAAAAUUCAAAGAAUCAGAUUGAUCGGAAACAAAACAAAAAGAACAAGGAGAAAGAAGAUCGAAGUUGCACGUCGGUGUCCAAGGUUGAGAAAACUUCAAAGAAGAACGAGCCAAAAGAAAUCAAGCAAAAUAAAGUGGAGAGAUCGCAGGGAAUUGAUAAGAAUGAGCAGAAAGAAAUCAAGAAAAUUAAAGUGAAUAAAAUAGAGAGAUUACAGGGAAUUGAUAAGAAUGAGCAUUUGAUUUCUCGUCUUCAUGAGAUGGGAGAUUCUUUUGUUGGAAAGAUGCAACGGACUCUCACUUUUAAUCAGUUAACGGCUCCUUACCAUGAACCAUUUUGCUUGGAUAUUUAUAUAUCCAAGGGUUCUGUGCGUGCUAGCAUUAUUCAUCGAGUUACUAGCAAAGUUGUGGCAGUGGCGCAUUCUAUUUCCAAGGACAUGAAAUUUGAUUUGGGUUCGACUAAGAAUAGAAUUGCUUGUGCUGCGGUUGGGGAAGUGUUGGCUAGGAGGGCCUUGGCUGAUGAUAUUCAUAAUGUGGUUUAUACUCCGAGGAAAAGGGAGAAAUUGGAAGGGAAACUUCAGAUUGUACUAAAGUCCAUAAUUGAUAAUGGAAUCAACGUGAAGGUGAAGCUCAAGCAGAGAAAAUCCAGAAAAAUCGGAGGCCCUGCACUCUGA